UUAAAGAAGUCACAUGAUAAUCAAGUAUGUGUUUUAUUGGCGCCUUGUUGUUCCCCUUAGCAUUUUUCCCGCAACAAACAAGUGUGGAAGUUGAUCAACGAAGCUCUAGUCUUUUCAAGCUAAAAAUGCCGAAACGAUCUUGUCCUUUUCCACAAACCUUCUCAUCCCAGUACAAAAUUCACAUCGGACAAAAUGAACUGAGUAAUUACGGCGUGUUUGGAGACAAGUACAGGAGCGAAAUCCACGGUAAGAUCCGUAUUUCCAGCGCGGUAGUGUUAGCUUAUGUUAGCUUCUUUUGGUUAGCACAUCUACAAGUCGUUUGGUAAAUCCUUACUUUCACAAAAACGGCGUAAAGAAAGAAGGUGACGUUGGGUUUUUGAGAGUAUGCUUCCUAAACUGUCAUUCAUGAUCAGAUAUCGAAACGCCAUUUACUGAAUCGAUUGACUUUUGUGGCUCUCAAACUACAUUUCGCAGUUUACCUUCAUUUACCAUUACUGCCAGCAUGAGCAUGAAAAACAACAGACAGCGUGCACACAAACCAAAUCCUCCUGGCUAUGUCUGUACUGGCCGGUUGAAUUGAUCACGUGUAAUUUGAUUGAUAAAUGUUUCUGGUUUUAUUUCACACAGAAAAGACCAAAAACCUGCUCUUUAACGGGGCCAAAGCAGUCAUGGGAAAAAUCUGGACAGGAGAGGAAAAUUCCAUGGACCCACAGCCGACGCACCAAGUAGAGACACCUGCACACAACCAAGCAUUACUGAGAGGACAGACACUAAUUGGACAUGAUGGGAGACUGACUAGAUCAAAUAAUACACAAGGUGAGCAACAUGAACAGAGAGCACAAGACAGUGAAACUGCUGAAGCUUGGUUGUAAGACAUCUCACUAUUCACUUUUUUUCUUACAGUCCAUCAAAAAUAUUGGUUGCUUAAAGAGAGAGUUCCUUGGUUUACCCUAAGUGGUUCCUGUGAAUCAUUUUUGUCUGCCAGGAGCUUAACAGUCGAGAUUUAUUUAUAUACAAAGUUGCACUGAUGAAAUAAUAUUGGAUCCUAGUUCUUGUUAUUUAAACGUGAAAAGUUCCCCAAGAGGUCCGUGGUUCCUGGGGAAAGUUUAUGCAGUUGAAAAGCACUUAAAGUGAUACAAAGGUGAAACAGGGACCUCUGCUGAUGGAAGCAAAGGAGUGGCAAAGCUGAUCUAAAUUUGCAGGGGAAUCCCACGAGCUGUGUCCCAUUGGAGCAGCUGAGUGAGAGGCUUGAGUGAGACUGCUCUGCAAAUCUCAGAAGUGGACGAAAAUCUGGAGAAUUGAGUCGCAAACACUAAUUACCCUGCAAAAUAUUAUAGAAAACAGAAAGUAGAAAGUGAUAUUUCCAAUUUCAAUUGCACAACAUGCAAGACAAACUACAUUUUAUGUUGUUGUUUAUGUAUAUUAGUUUUGAGAUAGUUAAUGCUGCAAAGAAAACAGUUUUUCAAAAGCUUUUUAUUCCAAACAUUCAUACUGCCCCUAAAGCAGUGUUUUUCAACCUUUUUUGAGCCAUGGUACAUUUUUCAUUUUAAAAUAAUCAUGAGAAACACCACCAACCAAAAUUUUACGAAAUGACACUUGGUAGUCAGUUUAUACAAUGACAAUAUAGUCUCUCAGUUUAUUCGUACUCACCAUGUGUGAAACCUGGAGCUUUAGAUUACAGCACAGACACUUGAGAAUUGCAUAUUAUUUGCAGAAAAUAAGUUAUUUAAAAAGAAAAUUGAUAAUUUCUCAUGGUACACCUGACUGUCAUUGCACACUAGUUAAAAAGCACUGCCCUAAAGGACUGUUUGCUCAGUCCCUACUUUUCACCAGCAGGUGUCAGGGUUUUCACAGAAUUUCUCUCUCAGCUUUGUAACUUUCCAACUGAGGAGGUUUCCAAAUUCUUAUCUAGAGUGUGCUGUACAUGUUUGGUCUCCGUCUAGGUACAGCAGUGGCUCCUGCAGGCUGCUGUGUGUGUCAGAAGAGCCAAGGAAAUAGAACAGCAUGCACCCAGUGUGAUCGUCUAGCAUGCUCCUCCUGCAUGCGGCAGUGCUCCAGCUGCUCCAACCUCUGCUGCUCCAUCUGCACUAUCAUAGAGUAAGUAUUGACGGGCCUUUGAUGGAGUUAAACCCUGUGUCUGUGCUCAUAUUAUCAUUGGGAUAAAAACGGACACCACUAUCAAUUAGGAAUGUAGACUUUAUGUUUAAGUAAAAGUUGCCCUAUUGGCUAACUUGUUCUCUGAAUUACCUGCAUUUGUUUUGUGAUCAAAAAGCUGUGUAUCAGCUGAUUUUGGCAGGAAAAUGUUUGGCAGUGUUAAAUGUCAAUGAACUUUUACCCUGGAAGCUUUUUUUCCCCAUGUUGCUUCAUCUUUAAGACAGUAUACAAUAAGUAAUUGUUAAUUGAAUAUAAGCAAGUAGGAGAGCAGGGCAGCAGUAUCUCAUUAGGAGAAGUGGCUUCAAAUCAAUGAACCAUUCUUUAGUGUCUGUAUGUUUGUCCCUGUUAUCUUUUAUUAUGCUGCUCUAGGACUGAUCAUGUGGAUUUUGAAAAAAUAAGGUUUUGAUCUGAACUACAUGACUGUAUUGUAAUAACUUUUUUCAUUUCACAGUUACAGUGGCCAAUAUGAUGAAGUUCUGUGCUGCAGCUGCUCAACAUAGAGAUGAACAGAAGAAUCAGGAGGGUUAUAUCUGAACAAAUGACUGCCUCACUUGAGAUAUUACUAAAACUGCUUUUUAUUGUGACUUUUUUUUACUUUAUCUAAAUCAUUUCCUCUAUAUAUGUAUUGCAUUAUGAAAUUAACUGAAAUAAACUUGAACACUUUUAUUCA
Xyrichtys novacula (pearly razorfish) is the source of this 2824-nucleotide messenger RNA. NCBI's taxonomy places the organism in Eukaryota, Metazoa, Chordata, Actinopteri, Labriformes, Labridae. The record is from the annotation of a GenBank genome assembly.